AAGUACAGUAGUUUCGCUGCCGUCCAGAUCAACAAGCCACUAUUUUGGAAGCAGUUUGACAAACAGAGUGUACCUGCAGUUUCCAGCGAGACGUUUUUAUCACGCGUUUAACAGCGGAAAACCAGCACAAAACCAGCCAGCCACACUGACUCUGGCAAUCGUCGGUCGAACUUUAAAGACAGCUAGCUGUUUUUUGUAUUCAUUUCGCACCAGUGUGUGUGGUAACUGUACAAGCUAACAUUUUUUUUUUUCUCCACUGGCAAUAUACGGCAGCUUGUCAUCCGCUUUAAGCCAAGUUAGAUUUUUUUUUAACAUUUUUUUGCCAAGUACAGGAGAAAUUGUAUUAUUUUUGUAUACCAAGAAAUGCUUUUUUGUUGUUGUUUUUGGUCGCCGUUUUUGUCGACGAUAAUUUAAAGAGGGUUAAAGUGUCUUAUUGUACAAGCGCUAGCUUUAACUAGCCAAGCUAACAUCAAACCCUCACUUAUUAUAAUCAAAGUGAUCGAUUAGGAUUCUAUUGUGGCUUCUUCUUUUUUUCUUUUUGAGCCGAUUGGUGCUGAAUCCAUCGCAGCAAGAGAGCCUGGUAAAGGUUUCCUCUCCCUUUUUGAGACGAUAAGCCGAGAGAGAAAGCAGCCUGUGGGGUGUCUUAAAGCACAGUCGGCGGUGUUUACCUGAACCAGGCUGCUGUACAGUCCCGGAAUCCCUCCUCGGAUUGUUAUAAUAUCGGUGUUAUUGUUGAAAAUGGCGGCGAUCGGAAUGGUGCAGAUGUUGAUCGAAGCAGCUGAGUACCUUGAUCGCAGGGAACGAGAAGCUGAACACGGCUAUGCCUCCAUGCCACCCUUCAUCAGCAGCCGAGAGAGGGAGAGCUUGAAAAGGAAAAGCAAAAGCAAGAAAAACACAAGUAGCAGGUCUACGCACAAUGAAAUGGAAAAGAACAGACGGGCGCAUCUACGGCUGUGUCUAGAGCGCUUGAAAUCCCUCGUUCCUUUGGGACCAGACGCCAACAGGCACACCACCCUCAGCCUGCUGAUGAAGGCCAAAGAUCAUAUCAAGAGGUUGGAGGAGAGCGACAGGAGAGCUCAGCACACCCUGGAGCAGCUACAACGGGAGCAGAGACACCUGAGGAGGCGUCUGGAGCCUGGCGUGGAGAGGACCCGCAUGGACAGCACCGGCUCCACCCGCUCCUCCGAGAAGUCCGACUCCGACCAGGAGUACCUGGACGUGGACGUGGAGGGGACGGACUACCUGCUGGGUGACCUGGAGUGGAGCACCAGCAGCGUGAGCGACUCAGGGGACGAGCGAGGCAGCCUGGCGCAAGCAAGCUGCAGCGACGAGGCUUACUCCAGCGCCAGCCUGCAGCGCCUGCAGGACACUCAGGAGAUGGUCAAGCAGCUGGGCUGCAGCCUAUAAACGGCACUGAUCACUGACCCCACACCCGCGCCCCCCCCACAGCCGGAUCGCCUCACCUCCUCGUUUUUUUUUUUUUGCCCCACCCCCACCCCCCUCUCCUCCCCUCCCUCCCAGGAGCUGACCGAUUGGGAGGCCUCCUGCCCGCGGGCGACUCGGAGACGCCCCCCUCCUCCAGCCCAUCGCCAGCGGUCAGUCUACCCCUCUUGCUCUGCGCCAAUCAAACGAGUGGAUUUAAGACACUGCCACCCCCCCCCCCCCACCCCCCCUCAUCCCUCAUGCCUCCGUCCCCUCAUCAGACACACAACUUUCAGCAGAGAAUGUUACCACACAAUGUCCCACUGCCUCUUUUUCUAUGCCUCAAGAGCCAUGGAAGCACUUAUGAGAUUUCACCCCCAAUUCACACACACACACACAGACACACGCAUACAUAAACACACACACACACCCCUCCAUCGCUCCUGGGUGUCCAGCGAGACGUCCCGUCAGUGACGCCGACAGGAGGCGGGCUUUUCCUCCUCUCCUCUGCCUCUCCCGGUCCGCCCUGCCUCCCGUACGACCAUCGGUGCAUGGUUCUUUGCACUUAAAAUCGCUUUUGUAAUCAAAACUGUGUCAUCUUUUUUCAACGCCGUCUCUUAGAGAGGACGCCCCCCCCCCCCCCCCCCCCCCCUCCCCCUCCUCUCCCCGCUGCCGCCACCGCAGCCACGUUACCAGACGAACGCGAGUGUUUGAGAACCCAGUGGGUCGGCGGACUCUGUGGACACUAAACCGGCGGUGAACUGUCGGGGGGCCGACAGCAAUACGUCCCUCAGCACCCGGGCUUUGACCGCCCCCGGAUGUUCCUGUCCACACUGCCAUUCUAAAAACAAACAAACAAAAAAAAAAAAAAAGAGAAAAAACCCAGAAAAACACACACAGAAAAAAAAAAAACUUGUGCAGCAUGAGAUUGUGAUGGGGUAACGGGGAGGGACGUGGUGGGUGGGUUCCAUGUUUUCUUGCCUCUCUCUCUGAUGACGGUGCGUUUUUACGACAUCCUUUUCUCAUGUGUGUGUAUGUCAGCCGCCCGCUAGCAGGUCCUGGGCUCUCCGAACACCAGCCACAGGCCCAAUGCUGGCAUGCCCUGGCAGGUGCUGGUACAUAGUCUUUGUACGCGACUCCUUCACUGCCCCGCGAUCCCAGGAAGGGACGAGCCGAUCUAGCGAGAGACACAAUUCCACGGACGUAGAGAGAGAAGGCAGGCAGGCGCGCCCCGCAGCAUCGUUUUUCGCCGGCGGUACGUUCCUGCCAAUAAUUGAUGAAGGCAGAGUCGAGCCGCCCUGACGCAGGAGGACUGGCUUGGACUUUUCGGUGGGAACUCUCAGAGAGAGAAUCUGUCUGCGCGCUCCCAUCUGAAAAGCACUAAAACAUUCAAACCACAGACAUGUUCUCUCUCCUUUGCCUUGCCUUCAUAGCUAUUUAUUGUUUCUGCGAAGAUGUACACUUAUUAAUGUAAAUAGUUUACAGAAAGAUCUAUGUCUAUCAGCAAUGUAUUUAUUAGAUAUACUAAAUAUAUAGAUGAAUAUAUCAAAAAGUCUAUUUAAUUAGUCAUAGCUUCUGUUCUUCUCGUGAGGUUUAUUGAGAGUUUCUUCUAUGUAGUUUGUUUGCACAGCCUAGUCAAUCCAUAGAUUAUCUAGAGACGUCUCUUUGUGCCUCGAGGCUUUUGUGUCUGUUGAAUUCGGCACGGUGCUCUAUAGGAAAUGAAAUGUUUUCUUUGUGGUUGAUUCUAAUUUUUAGCUGUUUUCCGAAGCCAUCUGGCCCUUUUGUUAGAAGGAGGGAUACUCGGCGCAAAAAAAAAAAAAAGAUUUAAUAACCUAUUAAAAAAAAAAAAAAGAGAAAAAGCAAGCCUGUGGUGAUCUUCAGCUCGGCGACGAUUCCCGCGGAGUCCGAAACAACAUGGCCGCCGGGGCCUCGGGGAGUUCCCCCUCUUUCCUUGAUCUGAAUGUACGAGUGUCUCCGGUCGGCCCGGCGCCGCGGGAAGCUUCCCGAGCUCCUGCAUGCACCACCCGCCAAAUAAUCCCCGUUAGAGCAUGAAGAUGGUACACCAAAAACAAAAAAACACAAAAAAAAAAACACAAGAAAAAGAAAAGCAGAAAAACAGAUCUGGGUUUGUUUCAGU
Messenger RNA from Salarias fasciatus (jewelled blenny), 3559 nucleotides. RefSeq names its product MAX dimerization protein 1 (gene mxd1). The record is from RefSeq and is a predicted model, not a curated record. Gene Ontology annotation, biological process: regulation of transcription by RNA polymerase II. NCBI's taxonomy places the organism in Eukaryota, Metazoa, Chordata, Actinopteri, Blenniiformes, Blenniidae. Gene Ontology annotation, molecular function: protein dimerization activity; RNA polymerase II cis-regulatory region sequence-specific DNA binding; DNA-binding transcription factor activity, RNA polymerase II-specific.